Peromyscus eremicus (cactus mouse) is the source of this 2997-nucleotide messenger RNA. RefSeq lists its product as uncharacterized. Gene Ontology annotation, molecular function: GTPase activity; GTP binding. Bases 266 to 2794 code for a protein of 842 amino acids. The record is from RefSeq and is a predicted model, not a curated record. Gene Ontology annotation, cellular component: endoplasmic reticulum membrane. Gene Ontology annotation, biological process: defense response; cellular response to interferon-beta. NCBI's taxonomy places the organism in Eukaryota, Metazoa, Chordata, Mammalia, Rodentia, Cricetidae. The transcript is spliced from 3 exons.
GAUCCAGGACAUGAAGAGCACAGAACAAAGACUGUGAGCCGGAUUUGGAAGGAAACCCAGGCAGAUCAGCCUGUACUUACCAGCUGUUCUGAUCUCCUGAAACACCAGAACUGGCACUCUGCAUCCCAUCUGGUUCCUGAACAUCCCAGCUUAGAGGAUUCCAUAGAGAGCUACCCCAGUGACCUUGCUCCCAGAGAAAAGCUGACCUCUCAGAAGGUCCACUCACAUCAUCACUCAGAAGCAGCACCAUCAACUGCUCCCAGUCAUGGGUCAGACUUCCUCUUCUACACCCCCUCAGAAGGAGGAUCCUGUUUUGACCUCCAGCCUUGACUCCAAUCUUCAGAAUUUCAAGAUGGAAACCAAAGUCCUGUCUCAGGAAUUAACCACCUUGAUUGGAUCAUACCUAGAGGAUGGAAACCUUCGGGGAACAGUUUCUGCAAUCAGAGAUGCUCUGAGUGACAUCGAGAAAGCCCCACUGAACAUUGCAGUAAUGGGGGAGACUGGGGCUGGAAAAUCCAGUCUCAUCAAUGCCCUAAGGGGAGUGGGGCCUGAUGAAGAGGGUGCGGCUGCUUCCACUGGAGUGACAUGUACAACCACUGAGAGGACAUCAUACCCAUACUCAAAGUUUCCCAGUGUGACACUAUGGGACCUGCCUGGCAUUGGGUCCACUGCCUUCCAACCACAUGAUUAUCUAAAGAAAAUCAAGUUUGAGGAGUAUGAUUUCUUCAUCAUUGUGUCUUCUGGACGCUUUAAACAUAAUGAUGCAGAACUAGCCAAAGCCAUUGUGCAAGUGAAUAGGAGUUUCUAUUUUGUACGAACCCACACAGAUCAUGAUAUAAUGGUUCAAAAACAGUGUAGUCCUCAGAGAUUUAAUAGAGAGAAUAUCUUAAAGGAGAUUCGAAAUUCCAUUUCAAGUAUACUUAAGGAAGUUACCCAGCAGGAGCCUCCAGUCUUCUUAGUCUCUAACUUUGAUGUGUCUGACUUUGACUUCCCAAAGCUGGAGACCACCCUUCUGAGGGAGCUCCCAGCCCACAAAUGCCACAUCUUCAAGCUCACUUUGCCAAUUGUUGCUCAUUCUACCAUAGACCAGAAGAGGGAUACACUGAAACAGAAGGUCUGGAAGGAAUCAGUAAUGCCAAGAGCAUGGGCCACCAUACCAUUUAUGGGCUUGACCAAAAAUGACAUAGAGAAGUUGGAAGAGGCUUUGAACCUCUGCAGAUCUUCCUUUGGCCUGGAUGAGGCAUCCCUGGAGAACAUUGCUGAGGAUUUGCACGUGCCUCUGGAGGAACUCAAGGCGAACAUUAAGUCUCCACAUCUGUUUUCAGAAGAGCAGGGUAAACCACUAACAGUUAAACUAUUAGAGUACAUUAGCCAUCCUUACUUUUCAAAGGCUUUCCACUUGCAAAAUUACUUCAUUGACACUGUGGCAAAUGAUGUUAAAAUUCUCCUUAGCAAAGAAGAGCUUUUUAUGGAGAAGCCUCUUCUACUGCAAAGAGCUACAGGCAAGCCUUCCAGAACCUCUGCUCCAAUGGCUCAGCUUUUGGCAUCCAGCUUUGAAAACUUCUUUAAGAACUUCAAGAAGGAAAGCAAAAUCCUCUCUGAGGAAACCAUCACCUUGAUUGAAUCCCACCUGGAGAAUAUGAACCUUCCAGGAGCAGCUUCUGUGAUCAGCGAUGCUCUGAGAAACAUCGACAGAGCCCCACUGAACAUUGCGGUGACAGGAGACACAGGGGUGGGCAAAUCCAGCUUUAUCAAUGCCCUGAGGGGAGUGUGGGAUGAAGAAGAAGGUGCAGCCCCCACUGGGGUGGUAGAGACAACCAUGAAGAGAACUCCAUACCCACACCCAAAGCUUCCCACAGUGACAAUCUGGGACCUGCCUGGCAUUGGGUCCACCACCUUCCCACCACAAAACUACCUAACUGAAAUGAAGUUUGGUGAGUAUGACUUCUUCGUUAUCAUCUCGGCUACACGCUUCAAAGACACUGAUGCACAUCUGGCCAAAGCCAUCGCCAAGAUGAAUACCAAGUUCUACUUUGUCCGCACCAAGAUAGAUCAAGAUAUAGGUAACGAAGUCAGGGGUAAACCUAAGACUUCCAAUAGGGACUGUGUCUUAAAGAAAGUCAGAGAAAACUGUUCAAAGCAUCUCCAGGAGACCCUCUCCAGUGAGCCUCCAGUCUUCUUGGUCUCUAACUUUGAUAAGUCUGACUUUGACUUCCCGGAGCUGGAGAACACCUUACUGAGAGAGCUCCCAGCCCACAAGCGACACAUCUUCAUGAUGUCCCUGCACAGUGUUACUGAGACUGCCAUUGACCGGAAGAGGGAUUUCCUGAAACAGAAGAUCUGGCUGGAGGCCUUGAAGGCUGGAGCAUGGGCUACCAUUUCAUUUGGGGGCUUGAUCAGAGAUAAAACACAAAAGGUAGAGGAGACCUUGGAUCUCUACAGGUCUUACUUUGGGCUGGAUGAUGCCUCACUGGAGAAUAUUGCCAAGGAUUUUAACGUGUCUGUGAAUGAAAUCAGGGCACACCUUAAGUCUCUCCAUUUGCUAACAAGGACCAAAGACAUGUCCUUGGAAGAAAAAUUAUUGAAAUAUAUUGAAUAUAUUUCCUCCGUUACUGGGGGGCCACUGGCCACAGGCCUUUACUUUAGAAAGACUUACUAUUUGAAAAAUCUCUUCAUUGAUACUGUGUCAAGUGAUGCCAAGACUCUUCUCAAUAAGGAGGAGUUUUUAUCACAGAAGCUGGGGUCAUGUGUGUCUGAUGACCCAGAGUACUGGGAAGCAGCUAUGGACCUAUGAGGCAUAUACCUUCUGGCUGGCUUUGGGCACUGACUUACAGCCUACUUUGAAGUAGCAAUCAUUUUCAGUGAGAGACCAGAGGAUUCACCAUCCCUUUCCUCUUUCAGAGACAGACUGUCACUGUAGCAAGUGGAAGAAGAGUUAUCAACCGUGUAAAAACACAUGAGAAAGGCUGUCUCCCAUUAAAAUACCAUGUAUGAGAA